AUGACAUCCCAGAAUAAUAGUAAUAAGUGUCGAGGGCGGCCCAGUGCCUGCGUUUCUGAAGACCAGCCUGAGACCCCAAGAGAUUCUAGAGAUCUCAUUAAUGCGGCAACACGCCUCAUCGAGGCUUUCACUAGUGGACAAACGGCAACGCAGGUACAAGUUCCACACCUGACUGCCUUUGACCGCUUCUGCAAACAGCACCCUCCGCUGUUUGAUGGCAAGGGUACUGAAAUAGAUGCCGACAAUUGGCUCGAACGCCUCGAAAAUAUCUUCAAUGUGAUUCCGUGUACGAAAAAGCAAAAGGUGGAGUUUGCAGUUUAUAAUUUGGCCGAUGUAGCCAACGGGUGGUGGAAGGCCACUCGUGGACUCCUUCAACAGGAGUUGGGACAAACCGCCCUGAUCAUGUGGAAUAAAUUCAAAGAGGUCUUUAAUGAUCGAUUCUUUCCGUUAUCUGUCCGAGAGGCUAAGACCAGGGAGUUUGCUAAUCUGAAGCAGGGAGCAAUGACAGUGAGGCAGUAUGCCUCUAAAUUUGUAGAACUAUCAAGGUUCGCCCCUCAUCUAGUCCUUACUGAGUCGCUAAAGGCUGAAAAGUUCGAGCGAGGUCUGAACCCUAGGAUCAUGGACUCUCUCCUUGCACUGAAAAUAAGAAAAUUUGCCGACCUAGAGGAUCGAGCUGUGAUUCUAGAGGAAAAUCUGCACGUUCGAACGGGAGAGUUUAAUCAGAAGAAAAGGCAAUUUUUGGCCUUUGAGCAGAGUAAAGGCAAAAGGCCGAUGUAUAGCCAAACGCCCAAGCCUCUUCAGAUGGUCAAGGCCUCUCAGCACAGUAUAGUGACACCUUGUCAUGCUUGCCACACCUGUGGCAAGCCUCAUGCUGGAAAGUGUUUGAUGGGAACCAACACCUGCUUCAAGUGCGGUAAAGCAGACCAUAUAGUAUGA
This is a messenger RNA of Juglans regia (Persian walnut), 936 nucleotides long. RefSeq lists its product as uncharacterized. The transcript has a single exon. The record is from RefSeq and is a predicted model, not a curated record. Lineage: Eukaryota; Viridiplantae; Streptophyta; Magnoliopsida; Fagales; Juglandaceae. The coding region runs from base 1 to 936 and encodes 311 amino acids.